UUAAAUAAUUGAAAACUGGAAGAUGCAGGUAUUUGGAGCCAAUGGAUUUCGCAGCACGGAUUCACACAGCCUGCCGCUGUUUAUAAUCUCAGUUACGCAUUCAACAAACGAAAAGCCUCCGCCUUCGCUUUCCCCCAAUCACCACACCCAUCAACCACAUCCCCUUUAUAUACAAGCCUUCUCUUCUUCUUCCUCUCCCAUCAUCACUCCGCCUUUUUACGUUUUUCUUCGCCAAAUAUCAUCACUUCGGUCUCCACAACUGGCAGAUCCAUUAAUGGACUCAUCCAGUGCUUCCAUUAAAAGACCUUGUUUCUUGGAAGAAAACUGCGGUUUGGCUUUCUUAGCAGACAUGGAAGCGGGCUAUUCUGGGCAGAAUCACCAUCAUUAUCAACAGGGUUUUGUGUCGAAGUCUAUGGGUUAUGCUAUAAUUAAUAGGUCUAGUUUCAGAAGCCUUCCUGGUUCAUCGCCGAGAUCUGGGAGAUUUUAUGAUGCUAGAUAUGAGGAUCACCAACCCUACUUUCUUGAAGCCUGUCAUCUCUGCAAAAAACCGCUUCAGAACAGGGACAUCUUCAUGUACAGAGGGGACACUCCUUUUUGUAGCGAAGAGUGCAGGCAAGAGCAAAUAGACAUGGAUGAAGCUAUUGAGAAGGAUAGGAACCUGUCUUCUUCAAUGAAGGCUAUGAGAAAGAAACAGCAGAGAGAAUCUACCUCACCCAAUAAGAGUCAGGAUUACUCUUGCGUAAGAGGAACUAUUGCUGCUGCUUCUUAGUUGAACAGAAACAUGCUAAGAGUGCAGAACUGGCACACUGCUGCAAUAUUUCCCUGAAAGGGAAAAAAGGUCCGAGUGUAAAAGGGAAAAAUAAAGACAGAAAACAGGAUGAAGAAAAAGAAAGAAAAAGAUACAUAAGGAAGAAAAGAAAGACAUGAAAGUUUUCAACAACUUAACUUUCGAUGAAGAAGGGUCAUAUUGAUGGAGAGGAGAGAUUGUCCAUUUAGAUUAUGGAAAAGUUUUGUGAAUGUAACUGUCUAUGUGCACAGGUUGAGAAGUGUGGUGUGUUGUUCCUGAGAGAUGCUCUCCACAAAAUGGCUCAUUUUUACCAGUUUUCUCUGUUCAUUUUCCUGAGGUUUUGUUUCUAGGUUCUUGGUUAUGGUUGUGCUGAGUUUAGUCUCAGUCUUGGAGAAGAAACCCAGAGCAAGGCAGAGUUCUUUCCCCUGAUGUAAAUUUUCUUUUUUCUUUUUGGUUUUAAUUUCGAAGAAUCAACAAUCCUCGUGUUAAAUGAAA
Molecule: messenger RNA, 1282 nt
Organism: Neltuma alba
Lineage: Eukaryota; Viridiplantae; Streptophyta; Magnoliopsida; Fabales; Fabaceae
Product: FCS-Like Zinc finger 2-like
Exons: 2
Coding region: 23-769 (248 amino acids)
Biological process (GO): regulation of DNA-templated transcription
Molecular function (GO): zinc ion binding
Source: RefSeq, a predicted model, not a curated record